AUGAGCCAGUUCCCAGCUGAGGGCACAGACUUGAGUCCAGGCCAGGAGACCACGGCGGGACCGUGGCUCCUUCCCUGCCGCUGCGGAGUUGCACAGAGGCGGAGGCUCGGAUGCACUCAAGAUUCGGCUCCACCCUUAACCCACAGCCAUGGCUCUGUGGCCAAGGAAGGCUUUGCUGCUGGAGGUGUAAUGGACGUUAAUACUGCUCUGCAAGAGGUGCUGAAGACCGCCCUCGUCCAGGACGGCCUAGCACGUGGAAUUCGCAAAGCUGCCAAAGCCUUAGACAAGCGCCAAGCCCAUCUCUGCAUGCUUGCAUCCAACUGUGAUGAGCCUAUGUAUGUCAAGUUGGUGGAGGCCCUUUGUGCUGAGCACCAAAUCAACCUGAGUAAGGCUGAUGACAACAAGGAACUAGGGGAAUGGGUAGGCCUCUGUAAGACUGACAGACAGGGAAAACCCUGUAAAGUGGUUGGCUGCAGCUGUGUGGUGGUUAAGGACUAUGGCAAAGAGUCUCAGGCCAAGGAUGUCAUCGAGGAGUACUUCAAACGCAAGAAAUGAUCAAAUUAAAAAACUGGGCUCUUGUUCCUCA
Molecule: messenger RNA, 586 nt
Organism: Eubalaena glacialis (North Atlantic right whale)
Lineage: Eukaryota; Metazoa; Chordata; Mammalia; Artiodactyla; Balaenidae
Product: small ribosomal subunit protein eS12-like
Exons: 2
Coding region: 1-555 (184 amino acids)
Biological process (GO): translation
Cellular component (GO): cytosolic small ribosomal subunit; ribosome
Molecular function (GO): structural constituent of ribosome
Source: RefSeq, a predicted model, not a curated record